Molecule: messenger RNA, 1299 nt
Organism: Ilyonectria robusta
Lineage: Eukaryota; Fungi; Ascomycota; Sordariomycetes; Hypocreales; Nectriaceae
Product: P-loop containing nucleoside triphosphate hydrolase protein
Exons: 3
Coding region: 1-1299 (432 amino acids)
Biological process (GO): vacuole organization; endosomal transport
Molecular function (GO): ATP hydrolysis activity; ATP binding
Source: RefSeq, a predicted model, not a curated record
AUGUCCAUCAACUUCCGCGAGCGUGCGCUCGCCGAGCUGCAGAAGGCGAUUGAGUUCGACCACAAGAAGGAAUACAAGAGCGCCUUUGAUGCCUACAUCGUCGCAAUGGAGCUCUGGGUCAAGGCCAUCAAGUGGGAGAAGAACAAGGUCAUGAAGGAUACUAUGCGAGAGAAGAUGGUCGUCUACCUAGACCGCACCGAAAAGCUAAAGAAGUGGUUGGACGAAGGGGGACAAGACGACAAUGGCGGCGGUAAAGGUCCUGUGGCUGCGAACGGCGCUUCAGCUGGUGGCAAGGCCAAGGCCGCUGGCGGGGAGGAUGAUGAUAACAAGAAGUUGAGGAACGCCCUUUCAGGCGCCAUCCUUCAGGAGAGGCCAAAUGUGAGAUGGGAGGACAUUGCUGGCUUGGAGGGAGCCAAGGAGACGUUGAAGGAGGCCGUUGUCCUGCCCAUCAAGUUCCCCAACCUGUUCCAGGGCAAGCGGCAAGCCUGGAAGGGCAUCUUGUUGUACGGACCCCCAGGAACCGGAAAGAGUUACCUGGCCAAGGCAGUGGCGACAGAGGCAAACAGUACUUUCUUCAGCAUCAGCAGUUCCGAUCUGGUCAGCAAGUGGAUGGGUGAAAGUGAAAGAUUGGUCAAGGCGCUAUUCUCCAUGGCCCGAGAGAAUAAGCCGUCUGUUAUCUUCAUUGACGAAAUCGACGCCCUAUGUGGACCCCGAGGCGAGGGCGAGUCUGAAGCGUCACGACGUAUCAAGACGGAGAUUCUCGUUCAGAUGGAUGGUGUUGGCAAUGACAGCAAAGGUAUUCUGGUUCUCGGCGCCACCAACAUCCCGUGGCAGCUCGAUGCCGCCAUCCGACGACGAUUCCAAAGGCGUGUUCAUAUCGGUCUGCCAGAUCCCAACGGCCGCGCAAGGAUGUUCAAGCUUGCUAUCGGCGACACCGAUACUACGUUGGUAGCGACCGACUACAACGCCUUGUCGCAGAAGUCGGACGGUUUUUCUGGCAGUGAUAUCGCAAACGUGGUACAGUCCGCGUUGAUGCGACCAGUACGCAAGAUUUUGCAAGCAACCCACUUCAAAGCUGUCAUGAAGGAUGGCAAGAGGAUGUUGACGCCAUGUUCACCUGGUGACUCGGCGCGGAUCGAAAUGACAUACGACAGCGUUGAGUCGGACGAGCUGCUGCCUCCGGAUGUCGCUCUCAAGGACUUUGAAAUGGCGCUGGACGACUCACACCCGACGGUGUCCAAGGACGACAUUGCAAAGCAAAUUGAAUGGACAAAUGAAUUUGGCAGUGAAGGUGCAUGA